AUGUGGCUCGGCACUUUCGACAAAGCUGAGGAGGCAGCCAUGGCUUAUGACGAGGCUUCUUUCCUUCUUCGCGGCUCUAACACCAAUUUUCCUAACAACAUCCCUUGUAAUCCAGCUCUGUCUUUGAAAAUCCGGAACCUUCUCGAUCAAAAGAGAGGCAUGCCUAAUGAGGCCCACCCUCCAAGUCUUGAUCCCUUAGCCACCCAAACAUUUGAAAACAAUCCAAUGUGCUCGACUCAAAUCAACCCUUGUGAUCACACUCCGGCUUACAAUAUGGAUUUCGACAAGAGUGAUGGAUUUUAUGUGCCGGUAAAUGACACACGCCAAGAUUUUGAGCGUUUGAAGUUGGAACGACAAAGAUCAAAAUGCGUUUAUCCAAUGAAUGGAACGACUGAAGAAAAGUGGCUGGAUAUUAGUUAUGAUAAUGAUCUCUUUUGGGAUGUUCCAACUCUGUGCCAAAACUUCGGUCCGAUUUAA
Striga asiatica is the source of this 477-nucleotide messenger RNA. NCBI's taxonomy places the organism in Eukaryota, Viridiplantae, Streptophyta, Magnoliopsida, Lamiales, Orobanchaceae. The record is from the annotation of a GenBank genome assembly.